AUGUCUCUUUUACUUGGAUCUGCUGCUCCUUCCAACUUCAAUCAUAUCUCAUUGAUUCAGUAUAUUCUUGCUCCAUAUAGAGGGCAACUAUAUCAUCUUAAGGAAUGGACAGAUAGACAACCACAAACUGCAGAAGAGUAUUACAAUAUGAAGCAUGCUCGAGCAAGAAAUGUAAUUGAAAGAUGUUUUGGGUUACUUAAAGGGAGAUGGAGUAUACUUAGAAGCCCCUCCUUUUUCCCUAUUCGAACUCAAGGACGUAUUGUGAUGGCUUGUUGUUUACUUCAUAAUUUAAUAAGGAAAGUGAUGCCCACAGAUGAUGUAAAAGAAGAGAAUAUGAGUAAUGACAAUUCCGAUAACGAUUCUGAUGAUGAAGUUGAAUACAUUACUACAAUAGCUACUUCUGAUCGAUGGACUAAUUAUAGAAAUACGUUAGCUCAAGAUUUGUUUAAUGCUUGGAGGGCAAGAGUUAGACAAGGUACUUGAAAUGGAGGUGAAUACCAUUAGCCAG
Molecule: messenger RNA, 508 nt
Organism: Amaranthus tricolor (Joseph's coat)
Lineage: Eukaryota; Viridiplantae; Streptophyta; Magnoliopsida; Caryophyllales; Amaranthaceae
Exons: 3
Coding region: 1-483 (160 amino acids)
Source: RefSeq, a predicted model, not a curated record